Molecule: messenger RNA, 14917 nt
Organism: Corythoichthys intestinalis (scribbled pipefish)
Lineage: Eukaryota; Metazoa; Chordata; Actinopteri; Syngnathiformes; Syngnathidae
Product: rho GTPase-activating protein 12-like
Exons: 18
Coding region: 987-3665 (892 amino acids)
Biological process (GO): regulation of GTPase activity; signal transduction
Cellular component (GO): cytoplasm
Molecular function (GO): protein binding
Source: RefSeq, a predicted model, not a curated record
UUUUCCGUGUUUUCCAGUCCGAAAGGUUUUUUCUUUUAAACAUUCUGGAUUUUUUAAAGAGUUUCUCAGGGGGAAAUCACUUUGAAUGUACUAUGAUUUGUUUUAAGAUUUUUUUUUGUGAUUUGAUUUGGCAUUUUGCAAGUGUCAUAUUUUGAAGCCCCUUGAACAAUGUUCAUUAAACUAUUCUAAUCAUGAUUUGUGUAGUUUUUUGGUUGUAGCGGUUUCCAAUUUGAAGAUGGCAAACCUUUAGUUUCUUUAUUUUUAAUUCUAUUAAGUUUUGAUUUUCUUGCGUUCCUAUAUUUCGUAUUAGUUUUUGGGUGGUUUGAGGCUUAUUCUGGAAAAAUUAUCCAUUUCAAAGCUUCGCCACUACUACUGUUACCUGUAAUAUUUUGUAUUGUACCACGUUUUAAUACCUAGGGGGCACUGUCUUUCUGUUUGCGAUAACACACCUGAGGCGCCUGAAGAAAUGACCACAAAAUUAGCGCGAAGACCUCACUCCUAAACCAAUUCCCCCUUGUUAACAACCGUUGCGAAUUAACAUUCGUUCGACAAAUUUGAAGAUGACAAAAAUAUAUUAACGAGAAUGACUGACCACAUUAAAACCUAAACCAGUUCUCCGGGUUUCACUUGGACAACUGUGACGUAGACAAGCGACAGCUUUCCCGUCGGAGUGAAACUGUCGUUCAAUAAACGGUCUUUGCACUGUAGACGAUCUUGGGCUCAGGAAGGUAACUAUUGACUCACUUGGCUAAACUUGUAUCGGACAGGAAGUGACUUUUCUUGCCUGGCGUCAACCCGAACAAGUGGACAGCUGCUUCUUCAUUAUCAUCCAGACAUACUCGAUCCAGGAAGAAAUUUAGUGGGAUUGAAGCAUCAAUAACUAAGAACCUGUCAGCCGGGACUGCCAGUAUGUUUUCCCAUUGAGCUUGACUGCGGAAGGCAUGUCGAAUUGCGAGUAAUCCAGUAAAAAGACAGCAGGAGGCGCCAUGGCGGCGCUGCCCAUUGCGCCGGGCCAAGUCUACAUCGAGGUGGAGUACGAUUACGAGUACAAGUCCAAAGACCGAGUGAUUGCCAUCCACCAGGGAGAAUGCUACAUGCUGGUCCAGAAGACCAAUGAGGAUUGGUGGAAAGUACGCAGGGAGGAGGGCAGCAAAGCCUUUUAUGUACCCGCCCAGUAUGUCAGGGAGGUCCGCAAAGCCCUCAUGCCACCCCCCAAGACUCUACCGCACCACCCUGUCUCUACCGGGAACUCCCCGCCUCAUCACCCCGUUUCUGCUGGGAGUACCCCUCCUCAUCACCCUGUCUCCACUGGGAACACCCCACCCCAGAACACUGGUGCUGUCUGGGUAAAACCAGCCACUCUGGAUCUGGCACUCCAGAACUCCAUCAUGGAGAAUCCCGACAGGCUGGAGUACCAACCUGCACGCUCACCCUCAGCUCAUUCCGUUUCAUCACUCCAUUUAACGCCGCCCGUCCAGCGGCGGAACAGUAACCACCACCAGCACAGUCCCAGCACCCCAACCGGUCCUGAGCGGUCUAUCGCCGAAAUCCUGGCCCAAAGUGUUGUACCCACACCUCCCCAACGAAGAAGCACACUGCCCCGAGCACGGGCGAGGGCCCAAUCGCCAGAGUUGGUCAGGGCCCCACUGGACGUGGAUAGCCCCCCGGUCUCAGCAGGCGAAGACCGACGGACUAACGACUCAGAAUCUGGAGACGAGCUGAGCAGCAGUUCUACAGAACAACUCCAGAGCAUUUCAUCGUCGGGCCGUGGCCGGCCAGACUCGCCUGUGUACAGCAACCUGCAGGAGCUGAAGAUCACGCAGUCUGUGGCGCCCCCCCUUCCGGCGGGUGCUCCCUUGCAGAUUCUGGGUGACUGGGAGUCAUACAAGGACCAGCACGGACGCCUCUUUUACUACAACCGCUGCAGCCACGAGAGGACUUGGAAACCUCCCCGAGCCCGUGAUGCCAGUAGCUCCCGUGGAGACAAUGCUAGCACAGGAGAAAGUGCAGAGAGCACUCCCCUAUCGCUCUCGCCGUCUUUCUUCCCCUUUCUGUCGCUGUCGGUGGGCCGCCUGGGGCCUCUGUGUUCUGAGGACGCGUGCUUCAGCGCAGACUCCAGCUUGUCUGACAGCCAGUAUGGCUCGCCGCCUCGCGGCUGGUCGGAAGGGAUGGACGAGUACGGUCACACGCUGUACGUCAGUCACUAUACUAACGAGAAGUGGUUAAAACACAUGGACGAGCAGGGUCGGCCAUAUUACUACAGCGCAGAUGGUUCCAGGUCCGAAUGGGAGUUGCCAAAGUACAACCAUUCUCCACCACAACACCUUGCCGAUGCCACCAAAACUCGCAGUUUGGACAGGAAGAGCGUGGAGCCUAUUGUCCUAAUGAAGUGGAGACACAGUGCUUAUGUCCAAGAGCCCAGCGACAAGGAUUCACUUCUGAGCCCCACACCCCCCUCACCAGACUCUGACUCCAGUCCCUCUUCACCUAGGCGCCCUGCCUCUCCUUCAGAGAAGUGCGGUGUGCUCAAUGUGACAAAGAUCACAGAGAAUGGCAAGAAAGUUAGGAAGAACUGGACUUCCUCCUGGACCGUUUUACAAGGUUCCACGCUGCUUUUCACCAAAGGCCAAGGAGGAGGUUCUAGUUGGUUUGGCGGCGGUCAGUCAAAACCUGAGUUCACGGUGGACCUGAAAGGCAGCUCGGUGGACUGGGCCACCAAGGACAAAUCCAGCAAAAAGCAUGUGAUAGAGGUCAAGACCCGGCAGGGCACGGAGCUCCUGAUCCAGACGGAAAAUGACAUCCUCGUCAACGAGUGGUACCGAGCGCUGAGGGACACCGUCGGCAGCCCGGCAUGUGAGUCGGACGAGGCGAUCGAAGAAGACAUGCCCGAGUCACCCGGAGCCGAAAAGCAAGAUAAAGAAAAAGAACGCAGAGACUCCAAGAGAGGCAAAACCAUGAAGACCUCGGGCAGCGUGGACGGAGCCGACAACAAGAAGACUAAACACAAGCUCAAAAAGUUUCUCACGCGGCGGCCCACCCUCCAGGCCGUCAGAGAUAAGGGAUACAUAAAAGAUCAGGUGUUUGGAGGCAGCCUGUCCAGCUUGUGCCAGAAGGAAAACAGCACGGUGCCCUCCUUUGUCAAGAUGUGCAUGGAGCACGUGGAGAGCAACGGUCUUCAUGUCGACGGCCUCUACAGAGUCAGCGGGAACUUGGCCCUCAUCCAGAAGCUGCGCUUUGCCGUCAAUCACGACGAGAAGGUGAGCCUGUCCGACAGCAAGUGGGAGGACAUCCACGUGACCACUGGAGCUCUAAAGAUGUUCUUCAGGGAGCUUCCUGAGCCACUCUUCACCUACACACUCUUUCACGACUUUGUCAGCUCCAUCAAGAUUCCUGACUACAAGCAGCGGGUGCACGCCAUUAAAGAACUUGUCAGACAGCUGCCCGAGCCAAACCACGACACCAUGCGGGCCCUCUUCAAACACCUCCGCAAGGUGAUCGAGCACAGUGAAGAAAACCGCAUGACCAACCAGAGCGUGGCCAUCGUGUUCGGCCCAACGCUGCUCAGGCCCGAGACGGAGACGUGGAACAUAGCCGUGCAUAUGGUCUACCAGAACCAGAUCGUGGAGCUCAUCCUGCUCGAGUAUGACCAGUUCUUCGGCAGGUAGAGGUCGACGGCCAGGGCUUCUACCCAAACCACUCUUUGCACUUUGGACUACCUUUUGUCGGACUCAAACUAAAGGACCAAGAGAGAAAAAUAUCUUGAUGAGACCAAAAGAGCUUCUCAUUGUGGAGGAUCCAAUAUGAACUUUAAAAGGAACUAAAAGGGAACACUUAUUUCCAGUCAUUUCCAUCAAAUGGAAGUGUGCCGAAAUUCAAAGCAUAUCAAGCCAAUUAAGAACAAUCAUUGUGAAAUAGUCUGAAAAGGUACUAGCAAAUUGACAGCCAUCUUACAGCAUUUUGACCAAAUUGUUCAAGAUUCCUAAACUAUUUCUUUUAAUACUAUGCACUACUUUAAAUCUACCAAAUUAAAGAAUAGACUACCUUCUUCACCAGAGGGAAAAGACCUAUUUUACCCUUUUUUUGUUCUUUAGUAAUCAGCAAUAGCAAAUUGGUCAUUAUUGCAAAUGCAGCCAUUUCUCCUGGAAACCUUUCAAAGUGGACAAAUCAAAAUAUUGCAUUAUUGCUGUUUGCUGCUCAUGUGGCAGUAAAAUUGUUUUCUAGUUUGAAAUUCUCAGUGUAUAGGUAUAGGCUAAAAGUAAAAUGCUACCCUAUGAGUAAGUUGACUAAAAAAAUAGCAUUCCAACAAUGACUUGCCAUUUCAGCAGUAGUUAAAAGAUAAGGUAACACUUUAGUUGAACUCUGUGUCAUAAGACUGUCAUAAAACUGUCAUAAUUGUGACAUAACACUGUCAUGAACCAUAGACUAUGCAUGAACUUUAAUGAAGGCUUAUGACAGAUGUCAUUAAGUGUCCUAACCCUAACACAGUUCUAAUCUCAACCCAUAAACAUUAAAAAUAAAUACAUUUUUAAAAAUCUCAAUAUUGUAUCAAAAGUGGCUUAAUUUACAAAAUGACACUCAGUGACAUAUGUCAUAAGCCCCCAUUCAUAUUUGUGACGGGUGUCGUUUCAUUAUUAUGACAAUUAUGACACCAAGUGUAACCAAAGAAAAGCAUAUAAAUGUAAUUUUUGAUUAUGAAAAAUCUACAAAUUUAAUUUACAAUAAAAGAUGCAAAAAUGUAUACAUUUGCUAAAAAUAUAAUAUUUAUUUGGAAUUAAUUCUUAAAUUAAAAAAUAUAUAGUACAAUUUUAAAUCAAAUACAAAAAAAGAUCAACAUGAUUAGAAAAGUAAUACAUUGAAUUUUUCAUAUUUGGGGUUUGGGACUCACCUAUUUGCUGAUUUUUUUUUUUUUUUUAGGAAUAUAUUAAAAAUAUUUUUAGAUAUUUAAUUCUAUAUACUGUAUAUUUCACAUUUAUUUUUGUCAUUAUUUCCCAUUUUCACAUGCAUCAUUCAUAUUUUUCUAUUUAUUAGAAUUUGUAUGCUUUGAAUUUAGGCAAACAAGCAAAAACACUCCUUAUCCAUCAUCUCUCUUUUUAUAUUAUUUUUAACUGCUUCGAAUGAAUUGUUUUUGACUGGAAUUCCUGUCUGACUCAUCCAAGUUCACCUUCAAAACACUUCCAUCAAUUUCUCCCAACUCUUUGUACAGUUUGUGAUGGGGAUUUGAAAGUUGUACAAUGCACAAAAUUGAACUCAGUCAUCUUUAAUGCUGAGUCAAGAAAAAAUCGUGAAUGUCGAGCUUGGGCGUCAACGUUUUAGCUGUCGAUGGAUGAUUUUGACAUCGUUAAUUGUGACAUUAUUAAUCUAAGUGCUGCUGGUUCCAUCUAACAGCAAUAAAAGACCUCCAUGACACAUCUGAAAAAGAUGAAAAACAUCUUCACUUUUGCUUAAUCAGAACCAGUCCCGACUUCAAAAUCAAGCAGGAACUGAAUUUUUCAUGAAGUCCUCCAAGGCUCAAAUUAGAUUUAUGAAAAAAAACACCCAACAUACCGACAAAUAGUUAUUAUUUUAUAUUAGAGUACUAUAUAUGAAGUGCUGCCAGAGAGUUGUCAAAAAUUCAGCCCCUGAAGCCAUUUCAUUAAGCGCCAUGAAAUUUGGUGGGGAUGUCUAUCAGAAGUAGACGGACCAAAAAGUCUCAAGAAGCCAAGCUGUAAAAAACGCAAGAAGUCAGCCGUUUUAGAAAUUUCUAAUAUAGCACCACUGUUAACUCCAUAAAUUCCAAACAAGGUAAACCUCUAAUCCACGGGUGUCCAAAUCAGUCCUCAAGGGCCGCUGUGGGUCCUGGAUUUUGUUCCUACCAUCUGAGCACAGACAGUUUAACCAAUGAUGUUUCUGCUAAAGCAAGCAGCAUCUGACUGCAAUCAACUGAUUACACUUUUAAGACACCAGAUUGGUGAAAUGGUGUAAUUUUAUCUUGUUGGAAAGAAAUCCAGCACCCACUGCAGCCCAAUGUGGAAUAGUUUGGACACCACUGGUCUAAUCCAUUUGAACUAGGAGAGUUGGGAGUAAAAUAUGCUGUAUUCCUAUUAUCUAUGGCAGUAAAUAAGUUAACCCUAUUUUUGGUUCUUUAAAAAAUACAUGGUAUGAAAACAUCUGAACCUUUUGGAAUUUCUUAUAUUUCUGCAUCAAAUGUGAUCAAAUGUGAUCUGAUCUUUGUCAAAAUCACACAGUUGUAAAAACAGUGCCUGCUUUAACUAAAACCACCCAAACAUGUAUAGGUUUUCAUAUUUUAAUGAGGAUAGCAUGCAGAAAAUGACAGAAGGGGGAAGAAUAGUAAAGUAAGUGAAACCUCUGCCUAAGGAGACUUAAAAGCAAUUGAAACCAAUUUUUACCAAACAAUUUAAGUCAGGUGUGUGCCCAAUCACUGACGAGUGGUUUAAAGCUGCCCUGCCCAUUAUAAAACACACGCCUGGUAAGAAUAGUCUUGAUGAGAAGCAUUUCCUGAUGUGCAUCAUGGCUUGGUCAAAAGAGCUGUCUGAAAAACUGCGAUUUAGGGCCCAAAUACACCAGAUGCAUGAUCGUUGCGGUUCCGGUCCGACUCCGGUAAAAAAUAGCGCCGGAGCCAAUCCGUUCCCAUUAUAUCCUAUUGUUCAACGUAUACCGGCCGCGUCAGUGCUCCGGAUUGCCUGCGGACUAUCUGCCGCAGCCCCCCGGAUGGUAUAGGCUAUUUUCUAUUUUUGCCGGACACGCAUCAGACAAAAUGGGCGGAGCUGGGCCUGGACGUAACAGCCCAGUUGCUUAUUCACAGUUUAAACACCAGCAAACAUGGACGAAGAACGUUUCAUCAUGGAGGUGGAAAGUCACAAAGUGAUAUACGAUGCAGCAGAUCGUUAUUAUCUGGACAGCAUUAAAAGGGAAGCUGCAAGGUGUCAUAUUAUGUGUGUUUUUCUGGCAAUGAUAUCAAAUACACGACGUGCUGACAACUUUGAGCGGAAAAAAAAAAAAAGCAGCGUAUCUGAAAGUGGCUCCACUGCAGAAAUUCUCAUGCCCGCCGCACACACAAUGUUGGUUUGUAUACAGGGUCGAGGGGGAAAAGUACGAAAGAGAAUAAAGAGACACACACAAGUUUCGACCUGGUGGUCUAUUCAAGACGUUUCUCUUUCUUUCCUACAUUUUACUCGACUUUUCAUAGAAAAACCAACAGUUUGCGCUGGGCACAGGAAUCUGCAGUGUUGAGACACCAAUUCUAAGUACGCCAUUUUUUCAAUGUAGUAUAUAAUUCGCUAUCCAUUUUAUAAAUAUUACAGAUGAUUCAACAGUUGUUCAUAACAGCUCUAUGAGAUGUUAUGUGCCAUAAAUUUUAAAUGUGCACAAAGAUAUAAACCCACCGACACAACCAAGGGCAUAAUAGGGCCCCGCCCCCCUACCCCCCCACACAUGGAGCUCUGAUCUCAACAUUAUGCAGUCAAUCUGGAAGUAAGAGACAUAACUAAAAUAUCAAUAUGCAAAGAAAAAAUGUGCUCUUUCUCUGCUUCUCUGAUGAGUAUAGACCAGGGGUGUCCAAACUUCUUGCAAAGGGGGCCAGAUUUGGUGCGGUAAAAAUGUGGGGGGCCGACCUUGGCUGACGUCCUUUAUGUAGAACAAUAUAUUUAAGCAAAUUUUAGCAAGCCAUUCAGUGUGUCACAUUUGCUAUUUUUUUUUAAAUUGAAUAAUUUCAACUAUCUUACAACAAGCCUUUGUGGCGUUCUCUUUCGACUCUCGGGCUCUUGCGAAAUACUGCCGCUGUGAAAUUAAGCUAGCGUCAAGUUGCUUCAAUUUCUCGCUGCGAAUCUUCCCUGUAAUCUUGCCGUACAUGUCAGCGUGUCUUGUUUGGUAAUAUCGGCUAACAUUGAAAUCUUUAAAAACAGCGACUGUCUCUUUGCAAAUGAGGCAGACACAGUUGUUGCAUAUUUUAAUGAAGAAAUAGUCCAAUUUCCACCUAUCCUUGAAGCGUCGGCCGUCACAGUCAACUUUCUUUUUUUUUUGUUGAUUGUCGCCAUUUUAGAAAAUGGAAGUAAUGGGUCACACGGGGUAAUGUUGCUUAGCCCUUCAGUACCUGCAACAUGAAGCAAUUAUCAGAGAAUCCCAAAUUUUGAAAAAUAAGGUCCUAAUGAAACCAUUUUUUCAAAUUUGUAAAAAGAAAAGUCAAAAUGAAUGUGUAAUAAGCGCUCUAAUGUCUGUAACUCAUGCUAAAUUAUGUUUUUUUUUUUCUCAUAGAACCUGCGAAUGCAUGUGUUGACUUGUAUCCAUCGUUUUUUUUUGGUUUGUUUUUUUUUUCCCAAAAAAGAAAUGUCAAAAUUCUAAAUUAGUCUCAAAAUCAUGAAAUUUUAGGUGUAUCAAAUGUGAUACAGUUGGCAAUAAAGGGUUAAAGUGCUGCUGCCUUUUAGUGGGUAAAUGAGGAGCAGCAUUUCGUGUGUAGGCUAAUUCAUAUUCUGGUUGCAGUAUUGCUGACCAAUUUAUUAAGUCUGUGGGCGGGCCAGACGUUAUUGAUUUUAUGACAGAGGUUGGGGGCCGGAUGAAAUUUGACCACGGGCCGCAUUUGGCCCCCGGGCCGGACUUUGGACAUGUCUGGUAUAGACUCUGUGUGUUUUUCGUUGUUUUGAAUGGCGCAUUAUAGCGCACGCUCACACGAGCGCUCACGAGGAAACGAAGUUGGCGGACCGCAGCCGUGUGCAGCCGGUAUGAUUUGCCUGUUUUUGACGUACUGCGUGGCACGCACUCAACACUGAGCUGGACCGGAACCGGAACGAUCAUGCAUCUGGUGUAUUUGGGCCCUAACGAUUGUUGAUUUGUAUAAAGCUUGCAAAGGAUACAAAACCAUUUCUUUAAGUCUGGAUGCUCAUCAAUCGACAGUCAGAGAAGUUGUCUACAAAUGAAGAGUUUGGCACUGUUGCUUCUCUCCCAAGGAGUGGCCAUACACCAAAGAUGAUGCCAAAAGUUCAGUGCAGAAUACUCAGAGAGGUAAAAAAAAAAAAGAACCCUAGAGUGUCUGCUAAAGACUUACAUACAUUACAUGCACAGUCCAAUAUCUCGGUGCACACAUCAACUGUAUUUAAAACAAUGGCCAAGAAUGGUGUUCAUGGAAGGACUCCACGUAGGAAGCCACUGCUCUCUUAAAAAAACAUUGUUGCUUGUUUAAUGUUUACAAAAAGGCACUUGGACACUCCACAGAAGUUUUGGGAAAAUAUUUUGUGGACUGAUGAAACCAAAGUUGAAUUGUUUGGGAGUAACAAACAACGUCAUGUGUGGAGGAAAAAUGGAACAGCUCACUAACAUCAACACCUCAUCCCCACCGUGAAGCAUGGUGAAGGGAGCAUCAUGAUUUAGGGCUGUUUUGCUGCCUCAGGGCCUGGACGAUCAUAAAUGAAACAAUGAAUUCAAAAGUUUAUUAGGAUGUUUUGCAGGAAAACCUGAGGCCGUCUGUCAGACAGUUAAAGCUAAAAAGAGAAUGGACGCUGCAACAAGACAAUGAUCCAAAACACAGAAGUAAAUCAACUUCAGAAUGGUUUCAGAAGAACAAAAUACACGUUCUGGAGUGGCCAAGUCAAAGUCCAGACUUAGGCCCUAUUGAGAUGCUCUGGCAUGACCUAAAGACAACGAUUCAUGACGGACACGUGGAGGAAGUCCUGAGCAAAACGUACGGCAAGAUGUCUUGCUGUACUAGCUGUGCUAAGAAGGGGGAGGGGGGUAUCUGCAAAUAAACUCUGACUCUUAGAUUUCUGGUUUUCAUGCUAUGGACGCCGGGAAGUUUUGACAUGAGUUCUGGGACACCCUGUACAAUUAUAAAUUAAUAAAAUGUUAAUUAAAAACAGGUUAAAAUGAACUACCAAAGUCUCCGUCUCGUAGCAAAUCUACAGGCAACCAGUAUGCAAAAUCCUUCAUUCAUCUUCUAAACCGCUUAUCCUCACGAGGGCUGCGAGGGUGCUGGGUCCUAUCCCAGCUAGGAGUGGGAACCUCUUGGUACUUCACGAUAUGAUUUGCGAUACAAAGCUCACGAUAACGAUGAUCUGCCGAUAUGGCGAUACAACGAUUAUCGAUACUUUGGUCAGGAAAUCAUUCUAGGAUAUUCUACAAACAACUAAUAAACAGAAAACAAACUUCUGCUGUGAAUUGGAAUGAGUUCAUCACUAGUAGACGUCCAAUCCAUUUGAACUGGGAGGGUGGCAGCGAAUGAACGAAUGUUCAUUCGCUGCCAUCCCUCCCACUUCAAACGGAUUUAACGUCUAUGGUGGUCGGUGGCAGCCAAUGGCAGGCAAUGUGGUAAUUUUGGGCCAUUUAAGGUCAUUUACCUGUUGAUUUUCAGUUACUUCCUGUUGAAUUUUGGGUGUUUUAGGGGUCUCUACCUGUUUAUUUUGAGUUACAGAACAGGAAAUGACCUGGGAAUCACCCUAAUGAAUAGGCAGUGACUUAAACUCAACAGGAAAUUACCUGUAAAUGCCCUAAAAUGAACAGCAAGGACCUGUAAAUGCCCUGAAAAUUGGACAGAAUGACUGUGAAUGCUCUGGUUUCGAAUGAACAAACGUUGCCAGUCUAAAUGUAUUGGGCGUCGAGCACGGUCAAUGCAGCCUUAGACUUAACUGAGACAUAGGUCUGGGCAUCGUUUGAAAAUGAACGAUUCCGAUUCCACAUUUUGAUUCCGGUUCCGAACGAUUCCCGAUUCCGGUUCUUUUAAGAGGCAGGGUCCCAAAAAUUGCAUAGUUUAUAUUAAAGUCUUAACUUCUCGACAUUUUUUUAAAGUAAAUGAACUUCUCACAAGGCUAAUUAUAACUUUUAAAUAAAUAUCAGUCUUUAAACUCGAGCAAUUUUUUUCCACUCGGUAGUCAGGGCAUCGAAACAAGGAAUCGAAAUUUAAAAAUUCGAACGAUUCCGGGAGCAUCGGAAUGUUAGAAACUGUUGUCAUCGAUGUUCAAUGCCCUACCGAGACACUAUUAUGGUGGAAGAUUUUGGUAGCAACUUUUUGGUUCAUUUUUAUUUUAUUUUUGUAGACAUUGACACCUUUUUUUUAAACAAAAUCUCGAUUCUUGGCAGGAGCACAUCGAUAACCUUUUGAGAUACAAAGUAUCAUGAUAUAUCACCAUUUCGAUAUUUUGUCACACCCCUAGUCCCAGCUAACAACGGGGAGGAGUUAGGGUACAUCCUGAACUCGUUGCCAUUCACACACACACUCACACUAGGGCUGGGCGAUAUGCCCUUAAGUACGUAUCACGAUAAAUUGAGCAGAUUUACCUCAAUAACGAUAAAUGACGAUAAAUUCGCCCAAGCGGACUGUUAUAUAAUUUGAAAAUUUGAAUCAAUGCAUGGAAUACAAAUUAACCGUUUCUCGUUAAAUUUAUUUACCAGCUUUCAAUUUAACAAUUGCACAAGCAGUCUAAACAUUAAGUAUUAAAAAAAAUCUUGUAAACAAUAAGAAUUCUAGUGUGAACAUUUAUAACAGCUUGUAUGACUUGAAAAAUGUACAACAUUAUAAAAAUCAAUAUGACGACUGUGCAAACAUGUCAUUCUAACACAGAUGACUUGCAGCUUUAACAGUACACUUCAGACAACUUAUUGGUAAUGGCUGCUUUGACAUAAUUAUUCAACACAAGUGUUUACGUCAAGGUUUCAGGUUUAUUUUUUUUCCCGAAAUUUUUUAAUACAUGCACCCCCCCACACAGACACAACCAGAUUAAAGCUGUAUUGCUCUGAUGCCAAUGAAAUAUUUAAGGUUUUAUGAUGGCAGAAUAAAGCAAACACAUACAGAAAAAUAGCUGUGGUCAUUAAACUGUCAUAUUAUAUGUAGGCUUCACUGUUGGAUUAUACUUUAUGCUGAGUGCUUUACAACCAUGAACGCUUUCAGAGAAAUCACACAGAGAUGCCAAAUAACGCGACAUAAUGAUUGCUACAUGAAGUCCGUGCCCAGUCCACUCAUUAAUUUCAGCCGUUUCGACAAGGUUAGAGCCGCUAUCCGACUCUUUCAUGUUCAUUUGUAGCCGCUGUUAGCCGCUAGCGUUAGCCUGUGGCUUGGCUAGCAGAAGAAAGCACUGAAACCAACCUCUCCUGAAAUCGCGAGAACCAAUGAGGACAGCGGGUGAAAGCCCGUCUGGAACCCGGCAAGAGUUUACUUAAUGGCGGGUGAAAGUUUGGCGAAGCUAACUUAAGCCCGACUCCAUUCAGUUUACUUGUAGCGUUAGCCGCUGGCGUUAGCCUACCGGGCUUCUGUUUGUUCGGCUUCCUGAAAACCACGUGACUCCAUACGUAAGCACACUGUCUGCUUUCUUAAAGGGGAAUGAACAUAGCAGAACACAGAGUCAAAGCGGGAUGAAAAGACUAUAUUUUCUUCUUUUAUUAAAUUACCGAAUUUGCCGACAUGGUCAAACUUACGUCGGUCAUCGUGAAGAAUUUCGGUGACGGUAAAUUUUCAGUUUACCGCCCUGCUCUAACUCACACCUACAGACAAUUCUAAGUGUAAAUUUGCAAAUUUAAUUAAUGUUAAUAAUCUGCAUUGAAUCAAAAAAAAAAAAAAAAAAUUUUGAAAUGGGGCUCCUAGGAUCGUUGGAUAUCAUAUCGAUCGCUGCCAGCCUGUGCGGGUCAAAAUGCAUUGGAUGUAUAGCGCCAUCAAUGACAGUUAUUAAGUUAAAUGUGCACCCCAUCAAAGGUUACUUUUUUUCAAAAACUGAUUUUUGUUCAAUUCCCAAAAAAGUUUUCAAUAUUAUGUCAAUUUUUUAAACACAAUCGGGCCAAAAAUUUGCAUCAUUAGCUUAGCUGCCAACUCCUCUGCACCAACACUCUGUCAGUGACUUUAAAAGUUUGACUUUUAAACUAAUACUUUGCGGCUUUUAUUGGCUUUUGCUGCAUUAGUUUUUUUUUAUUAUGAUAACGACAAAGUUAUGAAGUCGUUUAAUAACUCGUUUGUUUUUACAGGCCAGUCGAUGAGCGAGGAAAGCAACUCGAGGUUUCACUCCAAUCACAAUUAACACUUUGAACCGCCGAGUGGCAACACGACAGCGUCAGCGUUUGUUCAUUAGCACUAAAAAAGCAAACAGAUAACGCUCGAUUGCUUUUAUGAUUUUUUUGUCUUUGCCGAGGUCAGGCCGCCCCAGAAUAAAUGCUAACCAUUUUCCUCGGCUAAUUAGUCCUAAAGGAGAUUGCUGACCUGCUGCUAUCUAGCACGCACGUCCGCGAGAUGAAUUAAAAAAAAAAAAAGGGAAAAUUAAAAAGUGUUGGAAAGGUUAAAAGGGAAAAAAAUGAUAAAGAAUCUUCACUAGAUUAUUUGGGUGGUGGGGUGUGGUGUGGGUGUCUCUCCAAAAGCUCGUUAGCCUUCUGAACCGGAAGCUGGCCAAGCGAGUCAAGCAGCAGCUUGGAAUGGUUAGCGCUGCUCAGCUGUUGAGCUUUGUUGGUGCAUUUAAAGCAUUCAACCUUUAUAAAAUAUUUCCAUAACAUUUGUGAUAAUAUGUCGACUGACAACUAGUUGGAUGACAACUCUUUUAUAUCUUGAGGGGGUUUGUAUCGCUUUCUUUCACCGACACUAACUUUGAGGAGGGUGGCAGGAACCAAAGUAACCUACAAAUGUGCUGACUGCUUUACGGCAUACGUCACUUUAUAAAGAUGAAAGUCGAUGCGAAUGUUUUCACGCAAAUUCAGUAAAGAUGGCAGAGCAACAAAAGAGACAAAAAGUUUUGGUAACGCUCCGAGCCACAUAGCAUUGCGUUUGCGAUGGCGUCACGACCUUAUUCCCUCCUCCCCAUUCCCACUCAGCUCGCUCCAUGUCUCAGACGUCUCUCGUCAACCAAAUUGUAGUAAACACACGCCUUCACAUCCUCAGUAACGGUUACGGCGUUGCAAAGAUGGGAAAAGUAAUUAAUUAGAUUAUUCACUACUGGCACAAAUAACGCCGUUGGUAACGCUGUUAUAUUCUAACACCUUUAUUAACAACACUGUCGGCAACCCAUUCAUUGUGUAUGUGGGAGGGGACUUCUCAAUGAAAGUGAGCGGCGGCGGCGUUCGUUUUGGACGUAGUAGAAAGUCUUGAGUGAAUUUUCGCUGAGGGGCGGGGCCCAAAAUAAGGACUUCUAUUUUUACAGCGCCGCCACGCUGACAUCAACAAUGCAUUCAAUAGCAGAGGGGCAGGCGUACUUAUAUUUGUGCUAUCAGGCUGUUUCGGCAGUCGGAUAUACGGGAAUCAAGGCCGACGAAAACUUGAUAAAUGCGGGUUUUUUUAAGUUUCACGAGCACUGGGACAGUCAAAAAAUGACUUUCAUACCUCUCCUUGCUAAGCUAAAUGCUACCUUGAUGUGGGUUUGUGAGGAAAUGUAGUUUACGGACAACAACAAAAAAAUCACUAUAAACCGAAACUAGUAAAACUUUUUACCCAGCUAAUACAAUGCCCCCUACUCCUUGAAAUGGAAAAAGUCACUGUUUUCUUGAGCAACAAUGGAAAAAUAAACGCAUUGGUGCAUGACUAUAGUAAAUAUGCUUGCUGCUUUUCUAGGGUGACCUUAUUUUGAUUUCCAAAAAAGAGCACACUCAGCCCGGCCUCAAGAUACUUGAAUUUUACUCAAAGUUCACUCAAAGAUGUCUUUAUCACUUUAAUAUAUUUCAUGUGUGCCCCCUCACUCUGGAUGGGAAAAUGCGGUUUGAAAAUUUAAAAAAAAAUAAUAAUAAUGACUAAAAUACAAUAUACAUACACACCAGUGACGUGCGGUGAGGUUCAUGGUUGGUGAGGCACUGACUCCUUUAGUGUCAGAUUUCCAAAUAUAUAAACCAAAAAGGGUAGCUUAUUCAAUUGGCUACUGGUUAUUUCAUAUCUCAUCAGCAUUCUUCACAAAACACGCACACACGGUACAUAUUAUCGAUACGUAAAAGUAAGAAAAUAACAUGCAUUUGCUCUACACCAGGCAUGUCCAAA